AGCCCCCGAGCGUGCGCACGCACGUGCCAGGGCGGCCGCGCCGGGCUCGCCAGCCAGGCAGGCGCACGGCGGGCACCCGCGAGCCCCGCGGCGGCGAGCGGGACGGCGCCCCGGGACCUGCCCUCCAUGCCCGGGCCUCCCGGUCUCGUAGCGGGCGCAGGAGGCGGCAGCGGCGGCUGUUGGGGCCAAGGCCGGCCUCGCGGAGGGCCCGCCGGGACGUUCAGCCCCGCGGAGCCCGGCCUGCGGGGCUGCAGCCAUCCACACCUGCUCUGCCCUUGAAUGAUAAAAACUCAUUGCUCUGACGUCUGCCCUGCUUCUCUGUCACUGACUACUGAGUCUGAAGCACUUGUGGAUAAGUAAGACCCCUGGAGUCAGACAUGGAUUGUAUUCACUUAUUCACGAGAUACAGGCAGAGACUUAGACAGAGGGAGAAGCAGGCUCCAUGCAGGGAGCCCGAUGCGGGGCUCAAUCUCUGGACCUGGGAUAACACCCUGACCUGAAGGCAGACGCUCAACUGCUGAGCCACUCAGGCUCUUGCGGUUCCGCGGGGCGCCCGCAGGGAUGGGUGAAGGCGGCCGGGCCAGCGGCGCUGUCCGGGGGCGGUCCUGUCGCUAGGGCCCAGGGCGGCAGGAUGCACCUGUCGGCGGUGCUCAACGCCCUCCUGGUGUCGGUGCUGGCCGCCGUCCUGUGGAAGCACGUGCGGCUGCGGGAGCAUGCGGCCGCGCUGGAGGAGGCGGUGGCCGCCGGCCGCCAGGCCCCCGCGCCCGGCCCCGCGCCCAGGGCCGACUACGCCCGGGCGCUGCAGCUCCUGAGCGAGGGCGGCACGCACAUGGUGUGCACCGGCCGCACGCACACCGACCGCGUCUGCCGCUUUAAGUGGCUCUGCUACUCCAACGAGGCCGAGGAGUUCAUCUUCUUCCACGGCAACGCCUCGGCCAUGCUGCCCAACCUGGGCUCCCGGCGCUUCCAGCCGGCCCUGCUCGACCUGUCCACCGUGGAGGACCACAACACCCAGUACUUCAACUUCGUGGAGCUGCCGGCCGCCGCCCUGCGCUUCAUGCCCAAGCCCGUGUUCGUGCCCGACGUGGCCCUGGUCGCCAACCGCUUCAACCCCGACAACCUGAUGCACGUCUUCCACGACGACCUGCUGCCGCUCUUCUACACGCUGAGGCAGUUCCCCGGCCUGGCCCACGAGGCCCGGCUCUUCUUCAUGGAGGGCUGGAGCGAGGGCGCCCACUUUGACCUGUACAAGCUCCUCAGCCCUAAGCAGCCGCUCCUGCGCGCGCAGCUGAAGACGCUGGGCCGGCUGCUGUGCUUCGCCCACGCCUUCGUGGGCCUCUCCAAGGUCACCACCUGGUACCAGUACGGCUUCGUGCAGCCGCAGGGCCCCAAGGCUAACAUCCUCGUCUCGGGCAUCGAGAUCCGGCAGUUCGCCCGGUUCAUGAGGGAAAAGCUGAACGUGAGCCAGGUGGGCGCUCCCCUCGGGGAGGAGUACAUCUUGGUCUUCAGCCGAACCCACAACAGGCUCAUCCUGAAUGAGGCGGAGCUGCUGUUGGCCCUGGCCCAGGAGUUCCAGAUGAAGACGGUGACGGUGUCCCUGGAGGACCAGGCCUUUGCCGAUGUCGUGCGGCUGGUCAGCAACGCCUCCAUGCUGGUCAGCGUGCAUGGGGCCCAGCUGGUCACUGCCCUCUUCCUGCCCCGUGGGGCCACCGUGGUCGAGCUCUUCCCCUAUGCCGUCAACCCUGACCACUACACCCCCUAUAAGACGCUGGCCACGCUGCCUGGCAUGGACCUCCAGUAUGUGGCCUGGCGCAACAUGAUGCCGGAGAACACCGUCACGCAUCCCGAGCGGCCCUGGGACCAGGGGGGCAUCACUCACCUGGACCGGGCCGAGCAGGCCCGCAUCCUACAGAGCCGUGAGGUUCCUCGUCACCUCUGCUGCCGGAACCCUGAGUGGCUCUUCCGCAUCUACCAGGACACCAAGGUGGACAUCCCAUCCCUCAUCCAGACUGUACGGCGUGUGGUGAAGGGCCGGCCAGGGCCACGGAAGCAGAAGUGGACCGUGGGCCUGUACCCAGGCAAGGUUCGGGAGGCACGGUGCCAGGCGUCCGUGCAGGGUGCCUCUGAGGCCCGCCUCACCGUCUCCUGGCAGAUCCCAUGGAACCUCAAGUACCUGAAAGUGAGGGAGGUGAAGUACGAGGUGUGGCUCCAGGAGCAGGGGGAGAACACCUAUGUGCCUUACAUCCUGGCUCUGCAGAACCACACCUUCACUGAGAACAUCAAGCCUUUCACUACCUACUUGGUGUGGGUUCGCUGCAUCUUCAACAAGACCCUCCUGGGACCCUUUGCAGAUGUGCUGGUGUGCAAUACGUAGCGAGUGUGCCAUGGCCGGGCCGGGGGUGGGGGGUGGCUCCUCCAGUUCAGUGUCCCUGGGCCCUCUAGCCCCCUGUGGUGGCUUCUGGGAAUUAAUUAUUUAUUGAGCAGGCUGCCCUAGGCUUGUGCCUCUGUGUCUUCUUACUGUAUCUGGAGUGUGGAGUUCCCAGCACUCUGCACUGGUACACUGGGAUCCUCCCAACCCCCUUCUCCCGGCCUGAGCAUCCAUACUCCACAGAAGGUCCUUAGGGGGAGAAGGAAGAGGAGAAGGAAGAAGGAAACUAAGGAGCCUCUGGCCGAGUGAUCAUGCUGUUCGCUACUGAAUCUUUCUGGUUGCUGUCCAGAUGUCUGGAAACUGUGAGUAAGUCAUGUGGUCGCUUGGGUGGGUGGUUCAUCAGCUUCCAUCAUCAUGAAAUUCACGUGUAGCACAGUGGAGUUGUGUUUGCAACAUUCAUUAAAUGAUUAUAAACGUC
This is a messenger RNA of Nyctereutes procyonoides (raccoon dog), 2846 nucleotides long. It is a transcript of the gene POMGNT2, whose product is annotated as protein O-linked mannose N-acetylglucosaminyltransferase 2 (beta 1,4-). Gene Ontology annotation, molecular function: protein binding; protein O-acetylglucosaminyltransferase activity. The coding region runs from base 632 to 2374 and encodes 580 amino acids. Gene Ontology annotation, biological process: protein O-linked glycosylation via mannose. The record is from RefSeq and is a predicted model, not a curated record. NCBI's taxonomy places the organism in Eukaryota, Metazoa, Chordata, Mammalia, Carnivora, Canidae. Gene Ontology annotation, cellular component: endoplasmic reticulum. The transcript is spliced from 4 exons.